AUGAUCUUUAAUCUCUUCACUUUCGCUCUGAUUCAAACUGCAAAGGUUCCUCACCUGAUCUCUUUGACUGUGGUUGACGUUGGCGACGAUGUUACUUUUUACUGUAAAGUCUCUGAGAGAGGCAACUUAUUUCAUUGGUAUAAACAGUCUCUUGGAGAAAUGGGCCAAUUAGUCGCUUCUGGAAUCAACACAGUAACAUUCAAUGAUCAAUUUAAAGAGUCACGUUUCAACAUCACAAAAGAGCGUGCUCACUCUUCUCUCAUCAUCAGAAAUAUAAGCAAAGAAGAUGAAGCAACAUAUUUCUGUCAAAAUGGAACAGAGUUUUCACCGUCUCUCAGCAACGGCACAUUCUUGGCUGUGAAUGACAGCAAGCAGCAGAAAUCAGUGAAUGUGAAACAAAGUCCGGAGACAGCAUCAGUCCAGUUGGGAGACGCAAUGACUUUUCAGUGUUCACUGCUCUCCAAGAACACAACAAAAAACACAGAUCAGUGUCCAGGUGAACGCAGUGUGUACUGGUUCAGAGCUGGAUUAGGAGGAUUUCAUCCAGGUGUUGGUUACACUCACGGGAACAGGAGUGAUGAAGGAGGGGAGAGGAGCUGUGUCUACAGUCUGUCCAAAACUAUACAGAACUCCUCUGAUACUGGGACUUACUACUGUGCUGUGGUCACAUGUGGACAGAUCCUGUUUGGAGAAGGAACAAAAGUGGACACAAGAUCAAAGUUGGAUCCAGUUGUCAUUGUACUUGCAGCACUGUUGGCCUGCUGUGUGACGGUGAAUGCCGUCCUUCUGUUCUACAUUAAAGGGAGGAGAGUUUGUGACAAUAGCAAAGUAUGA
Messenger RNA from Scomber japonicus (chub mackerel), 834 nucleotides. RefSeq lists its product as uncharacterized. The transcript has 5 exons. Gene Ontology annotation, biological process: response to bacterium. Lineage: Eukaryota; Metazoa; Chordata; Actinopteri; Scombriformes; Scombridae. The record is from RefSeq and is a predicted model, not a curated record. The coding region runs from base 1 to 834 and encodes 277 amino acids.